AUGGCAGAUCCCGGAAUCAAAACUGCCACAACUUCAACCAUAGAUGCAGAUACAGGACCAUAUCCAACGAUGACAUCCCCCAGCGAAAAGAAGGCAUCUUCAGACAUAGUCGAAUUGCCUAGUGUUGAUGAAGCCAUCGUAACUGGAGGAAAAGUCUUUACACCUGAUUGGCGUUUUUGGGUCAUACUCACCUCCCUUGGAAUCACUUCUCUCCUCACUGCUAUUGAAGCGUCCGUAACAUCUACUGCGCUACCGUCCGUCGCGAAAGCCUUGGAUGCCAAGGAGCUAUAUGUCUGGUUUGCUAGUGCUUUUUUCCUCACUAGUACUAUCUCACAACCUCUCUUUGGUCAGUUUGCCAAUGUAUUUGGUAGAAGGUGGCCGAUAAUUGUCGCCGUCGCUCUAUUUGCUUUAGGAAGCGGUAUUUGUGGGGGUGCGACUUCCUCCGCAAUGCUGAUUGCCGGUAGAGGAAUACAAGGAAUUGGAGUUGGUGGUGUCAAUGUUAUGAUCGACUGCAUUGUCUGCGACUUGGUACCGUUGAGAGAGCGACCCAACUACAUGGCUUUUAUCUUUUUGAUAUUCGCUGUUGGAAGUUCCCUUGGCCCCUUCGUGGGCGGAGUGCUUGUCGAUCGGGUCACUUGGCGCUGGAUAUUUUACAUCAGUCUCCCAGUUGCAGGUACUUCGCUCUUCUUGAUGCUCAUAUUCCUCCAGGUUGAGUAUCGAAAGCAGACUACUUUCGAACAGAAGAUGAAGAGAAUAGACUGGGUCGGUAAUUUUCUCCUGAGUGGGGGCGUUAUAUCGAUCCUGUAUGCAUUAACAUAUGCUGGUGCGCUUUCGCCUUGGUCCUCGUGGAGAGUCAUAUUUCCUCUUGUUCUCGGCAUUGUCGUAUACAUCCUUUUCCAUUUAUACGAAGCCUCGAGUUACUGCGUCGAACCUACCAUCCCACCUCGAAUGUUCGGAAAUCGCACGUCUGCGAUUGCCUUCAUCGCCACAUUCAUCCAUGGAAUGCUUACUUACUGGACACUUUACUUCUUACCGGUUUAUUUUCAAGGAGUCCUUCAAAGUACCCCAACACGAUCUGGAGUUCAGUUGUUACCAACUGUCAUCGUUCUGGUUCCGUUCGCAAUAUUUGCAGCUCUCUGGACAACAAAAACAGGGCGAUAUAAACCACCUCAGUUGGUGGGAUGGGGGUUCAUGGUUGCAGGGCUAGGGGCACUGUCGAAUUUGGACCAAAACUCAAGCAUGGCAAAAUGGGCAAUUUUUCAGAUUUUGAUAGCCAUGGGAUCCGGAAUGAUCAACACCCCACUGCUACCUGCUAUCCAAGCUGAUCUUCCAGAAAGUGAUGUGGCCGCUUCCGCUGCUACUUGGUCAUUCAUGAGAGCUUUUGGAUCAAUCUGGGGAGUCUCUAUUCCAGGAGCUAUUCUUGACAACCAAUUCAAUAGUAUUGUUGCAGGUCUGAGCGACAAGACUAUUGCGGAUAGGUUGGUUGGAGGUUCGGCUUAUCAGCAAGCGUCAAAAGAUUUCAUCAAUUCCUUUUCCCCGAAUGUCAGAAUUGAGCUUAUUGACGCAUAUUCUCGCUCUCUGAAGAUAGUUUGGUACGCAGCUCUUGGUUUUGGGAUUUUAGGCUUUAUUACAACAUGGGGGGAGAAAGAGAUUGCCUUGAGAGAAACUCUGGAGACUGAUUACGGAAUGAAAGAGCGAAAAGCGAAGAAUCUCAAUGUUGCUGAUAGCCCAUAG
Messenger RNA from Botrytis porri, 1734 nucleotides. RefSeq lists its product as uncharacterized. Gene Ontology annotation, biological process: transmembrane transport. The transcript is spliced from 2 exons. Bases 1 to 1734 code for a protein of 577 amino acids. Gene Ontology annotation, molecular function: transmembrane transporter activity. The record is from RefSeq and is a predicted model, not a curated record. Lineage: Eukaryota; Fungi; Ascomycota; Leotiomycetes; Helotiales; Sclerotiniaceae.